Molecule: messenger RNA, 1449 nt
Organism: Pistacia vera
Lineage: Eukaryota; Viridiplantae; Streptophyta; Magnoliopsida; Sapindales; Anacardiaceae
Exons: 4
Coding region: 1-1449 (482 amino acids)
Source: RefSeq, a predicted model, not a curated record
AUGGCAUUGCUGUCCGAAAAUAAGUUGAAGUUUGUUGAUGGCUCCAUUAAAGCCCCUCCAUCCACUGCUUCUUUGUUCUCUGUCUGGGAAAGAUGCAAUACUAUGGUACUUUCCUGGCUCACUCAUUCUCUUUCAUUAUCCAUUACUAGUAGCAUCUUAUGGAUAGAUAAAGCUUAUGAUGUAUGGGAUGACCUUCAAGAAUGUUUUUUACAAGGAGAUAUUUUUAGAAUUUCAUAUUUGCAAGAAGAGAUUUAUGGUUUUAAACAGGGGGAUCGAAGUGUUACCAAUUAUUUCACCGAAUUAAAAAUUCUUUGGGAUGAGUUGAAAAACUUAAGGCCACUUCCUGCAUGUACCUGUGCAACACCUUGUUCUUGUGGAGUAUUGACAACUUUCAAGAAGUAUCAGAAUAGUGAUUAUGUCAUUCGGUUUCUUAAAGGACUUACUGAUCAAUUUGCUAUUGUCAGAACUCAAAUCAUGCUCAUGGAUCCACUUCCUCCAAUCAACAAAGUUUUUUCUUUAGUUUUGCAACAAGAAAGACAGCUGAAUUUUGGAGUUGCUAAAGUGUUUGUUAAUAAAGCUGUUAAAGAAAAUUCAGCUGCUAACAAAUCACAGAACAAUCGGAGGUUCAAUCCAGCAAAUUCACAACACAAUGGAGAUAAUCGGUUUUGCACAUUCUGUGGCAAACCGAGACAUACUGUUGAAACUUGCUAUAAAAAGCAUGGUUUCCCACCUGGUUACAAGUCCAAAAGUCACAAUCCCACUACUCAUAAUGUAACUGUGGAAGAAAAUGGCACAGAUCUUCCUAUGCAGUCCGAUGCUACUGUUAAUAGUCAAGAAGAUACAGGUGCAACAGAUCACAUUGCCCACUCUUUGUUUUCCUUUGAUAGCUAUAAGCAAAUCAAACCAAUCUUAGUCACAUUACCGAAUGGUUCUAAAAUCACUGCUCAAUAUUCUGGGGUUGUAAGUCUCACUGAAAAAUUGGUUCUUACAAAUGAUCUGACUUUGUGGAAAACGAUUGGUUCAGCUAAAGUGGAUGAUGGCCUAUAUGUAAUGACAAAAUCUUCUGUUUCUGCAGCCAGCUCUGUCCAUCUGUCUGUCUCUUUAGCAUCAAAUCAUUCAGUACCAUUACCUCAGAAUUCAACCGUUUUUGACUCAGAUCCUUGUCCUCCUAAAUACACUUCCUUAUCUACUUCAUCAUCAUUACCACCUGAUAAUUUUUCCUCUACUGAUUCUCCUAUCCCUUCUCCUGUUAUACCACCUGAUCGUAACUCAAAAAGGUUGAGAAAGCCUCCUUCAUACUUAAAAGAUUAUCAUUGCAAUAUGGUCACUGCACCUGAACUUUCGGUCCCUCAGUCAGGUACUACUUAUCCCUUAUCUUCUGUUCUUUCUUAUUCCAACCUUUCACCAAAUCAACUUCAUUUUACCUUAGCUGUUUCAACUAUAUUUUAA